AUGUCUCAGAGCUCAGAUAAUCUUCAGUCCGUGCCAAGUCAGGGACCGCUGCAACAACAGCUGCAACAGUUUGUUCUUCCGUCGAUCAGCGGUUUGGAAAACGGCAGCCAUGGUGGAGAGCAGCAGCAGCAGCAGCAGCAGCAGCAGCAGCGGUUGCCGUAUGUGGGACGAUCCAAGGGCUUUUCCGUGGCUAGUUUGGACAACCCACUGCCUGCAGAACAACAACUGCAACAGCAACAACAACAACAACAACAACAACAACAACAACAACAACCACCACCACCAAAUGUCCCGGUAGAACACAUUCCCGAUGGUUCUUUCAAACCGCUCAAUUUCAAAGACGCGCUGUCGUAUCUGGAACAGGUCAAAUUCCAGUUUAAUAGCCGGCCGGACGUUUACAACCAUUUUUUGGAUAUCAUGAAGGACUACAAGUCGCAGGCUAUCGACACACUGGGGGUCAUCGAGCGGAUCUCCACGCUGUUCAAGGGCUAUCCGGUGCUGAUCCAGGGACUCAACACUUUUCUGCCCCAAGGCUACAGAAUAGAGUGUGCUUUGGACCCGAAUGAUCCAAACUUCAUCUCGGUUACCACUCCGUUCGACGGCCACUCACAUCGCCCAACGCGGCUGGACCAGCGUGAGGCGGCUCCCAACGCCCCGGGAGUCGGUGCUCCCUCCAUAUCAAACCCUUUGAGCGAGAUUUCCACGCCUCAGGCUACUGCUGCUGCGACCGCUGCCCCCACAGAGCAUGGACCCGGCAUGGAGGCCAGCCAGCCCACUCUGCCCGGACCCCAAGCCAUUUUCCCGGCCAAAAAUCAGCAGCAACUGCCAAUACAGCAGUUGGAACAAACCGACCAAUCGCUCACGAAUCUGCAGGCUCAGCAACCGCCGGUUCAAGCAGCCCUUUCUCAAAACCCUCCCCAACCGUACUUGGCAGCCAGAAGCACAGGUGACGUGGAGUUUAGUCAUGCUAUCAGUUAUGUCAACAAAAUCAAAACCAGAUUCGCAGACCAGCCCGACAUAUACAAGCACUUCCUGGAGAUUCUCCAGACAUACCAGAGGGAACAGAAGCCCAUUCAUGAGGUCUAUGCUCAGGUAACGACGUUAUUCCAAAACGCACCGGACUUAUUAGACGACUUUAAAAAGUUUUUACCCGAUGCCACUGCCGCUCACGAACAACAGAUGCAGCAGAUGCAGCAACAGCAGCAACAGCAUUUACAACAUAUGCAACAAUUGCAACAGCAUCAGCAACUUCAGAUGCAACAAAUGAAUCAAAACGCUGUACUUCCUGGGCAUGUCCAGCCAGAUCAACCUUUGGACCAAUCUCAGUUACGUCAACGUCAGGAGAUGGAGCAGCACAGGCAGAACCUACAGCAACCUUACAACGGCGGACCUGCUUUUUUCCCGGGGCAACAACCAAGGGCGCAGAAUUUACCUCCUUUAGGUAGUUUUUCUCCUCCCAUCAAUGGGCGUGACAAUGAAUCACAUAUCAGCCUUCCGGCUGUCCAAGGUGGGGCCCCAAACAUUCCAUCACGCUCUCCGCAGCAACCGGGUCCACUUCCUGUCCAGGGAAUGGCCAACAAGCCUUUACCUGUUUCCGACAUGCGUGGCCCGGUCGAUGGCGGUUUUGCUCCACCUUCAAUGCAAUAUCAAGACAUGCAGUAUAUGGAGCCCACUUCGAGACCAGAGAUAGACUUAGACCCAAGCCUGGUACCGGUUAUCCCUGAACCAAUAAGGCCUCUUGAAAGUGAUAUAACCUUGAUCGAAGAAACAUCCUUCUUCGACAGAGCUAAGAAAUUCUUGGGAAAUAAGCAAAUUUACAUGGAGUUUCUCAAGAUUUUGAACUUAUACUCUCAAGAUUUGAUUGAUACAAAUGAACUCGUGGACAAAGUAGAACACUAUCUCGGAGGUAAUGUAGAGCUUUUCGAUUGGUUCAAAAGUUUCGUCAAUUACGUUGAGAGACCUAAAUGCAUAGAAAAUGUAAUGCAUGAGAAGCAUAGAUUGGAUCUGGACAUGUGUGAGGCCUGCUGUCCCAGUUACAAAAAGCUUCCUAAGACGGACACCUUCAUGCCCUGCUCUGGCAGAGACGCAAUGUGUUGGGAGGUCUUGAAUGAUGAGUGGGUUGGUCAUCCAGUAUGGGCUUCCGAAGACUCAGGUUUCAUCGCUCACCGAAAGAACCAAUAUGAGGAGACACUUUUCAAAAUAGAAGAAGAGCGUCAUGAAUAUGAUUUCUAUAUUGAAGCAAACUUGAGAACUAUUCAGACCCUUGAAACAAUUGCCAAUAAGAUAGCGACGAUGACUGCUGAAGAGAAACAAGCUUUCAAGCUACCACCUGGAUUGGGCCACACAUCAUUAACAAUAUACAAGAAGGUCAUUAGGAAAAUUUAUGAUAAGGACAGAGGCUUUGAAAUCAUCGAUGCUCUUCAUGAGAACCCUUCUGUGUCUGUCCCAAUUGUUUUGAAGAGGUUGAAACAAAAAGAUGAGGAGUGGAGGCGUGCUCAAAGGGAGUGGAACAAGGUUUGGAGAGAGCUGGAGCAAAAGGUCUUUUACAAAUCCUUGGACCAUUUGGGUUUGACUUUCAAACAAGCUGAUAAAAAGUUACUCACGGCAAAACAGCUGAUAUCUGAGAUCAGCAGCAUUAAGGUGGAUCAGAACAACAAGCGAAUCUAUCCUUUUACUCCCAAGCCAGAGAGUCAACUGGAGUAUGAUUUGGUUGACAAAGGAGUUUUAUUUGACAUUUUAGAGCUAGUGAGUGUUUUCAUCAAUCACAGCACCACAUACUCGAGCGGUGACAAAGAAAGACUCUUAGAAUUUCUCAAAGGCUUUCUGUCAGUAUUUUUCGCUAUUCCUCAAAAUGAGCUUGACCGUUUUGGACAGCCGGGGUCUAACUCACCGUUUGAUAACGACGUGGGGUCAGCAUUGGCAACGCCUUCACGUAAGAGGAGACGGCAGGAUGAUCACAUUCUGAGGGAUAUGCUCAAGGGGAAGAGCAAGCAUACAAGAAACGGUGAUGGCAUAGGUGAAGAGGGUGCAUCAUCGGACGAUCAAGGCUCACCCAAUGGCAAUGGACGUGCUGACGAUGAUGAAGAGAUAAUCAGAGAGGAAGCCCAAAAACCCUGGCUACUUGGCAGCGUGAUAGAGGAAGCGAAUGACCACGGUUUUGUUCCAAACAGAAACACAUAUAACAUGUUUGCGAACGCAAACAUAUAUGUGUUUUUCCGUCAUUUGACAACCCUGUAUCAGCGCCUGCAUGAGGUCAAAAAAAUGAACCAAGCUGUAACUGAGGAGAUAAAAAAUAGAAAAAUUUCGCAGUUUGCAAAGGACCUAAAUUUAUUGUCAAAUCAGCUAAGUGAUAUGGGUUUGGAUUUCAAAGAAUUCGACGCUUAUGCACAACUACUCAAUCUCUGCAAACGUUUGAUUGAGAAUGACAUCGAGCAUCAGUGGUUCGAAGAAAGUUUGCGUCAAGCAUACAAGAACAAGGCUUUCAAGCUCUACACAGUGGAUAAAGUCGUGCAAUGGUUGGUCAAACAUAUGCACACAAUCAUAGCUGACACAAAGACUUCGGGAAUUGUAGUAUUAUUCGAAAAAGACAGGACUUCAGCCAGUACAAGCAGGCGGGACCAAAUUCUGUACCGAUUACAGGUUAGGUCACACAUGGGACUUUCAGAUAACAUGUUCCGGAUCGAGUACAAUCAGCAGACUAGUCAUGUCUGUAUACAAUUCGUUGCAGUGGACGAUCUCACAUUGAAAGAGCCCGAGUCGCUCAAAGAUAGGUGGCAGUACUAUCUGACCUCAUAUGCCCUUUCACAUCCCACGGAAGGGGUAUCGCAUGAAGAGAUCAAGGUUCCGUUCCUCGUUAAGAAUUUGAAGGAUGAUGAUCAGGAUAGCGAUAAUGAGAAGGCCUCCCCCGUGGGCCAAUCAGUCUCCUCGCUUCGCAUCCAAGUCAAUCCUGAAAACUACCAAUUACAGAUUGAGCCAAACUCGAAGGAUCUUUUCACUAGAUCUACUACCAACAAGUUUCCGACCAAGGUUUCGCCUCUCAACGGCCAAGAAAAAGAUUUCAAGAAGAAGCAAGUGGAAGAUUUUUUGAACAGCGAUUACGGCUGGAAGAAAGGUCUCAGUGAGGAGAGUGCUACAGGCGCCGAGACAGCACUCAAGUACGUUAGGGAUCACGGUAAAGUGAAACCUGCUGAAUCAGCAGAUGUGCCACUUCCACAAGCGCAAGCUGCUGAGCUAGAGGCUCCUAUUGAUAAGACUGGUGACGACACAGAUAUCAAAGGUGAUGACACCACAACGGAGGAAAUAUAA
Lachancea sp. 'fantastica' is the source of this 4305-nucleotide messenger RNA. The record is from the annotation of a GenBank genome assembly. NCBI's taxonomy places the organism in Eukaryota, Fungi, Ascomycota, Saccharomycetes, Saccharomycetales, Saccharomycetaceae.